AAGAUGAUUAAAGAGAAUGGAGGGGAACACUUUCAGUGGGAGGAAUUCAUGAUGGUUCAACUUGCAACAGAACAACAGCAGGAACAAACAGCAGCGCAGAAUAAACCUGAACAAACAGUGGGGAAAAAUAUUCCACAUAAAGACAGCGGACAGCAGAAGGAAACAUCAGGAAGAUCUUGGAAUCCAUUCUGUCGUGGUGGAAAACAAGAGGGUGAGGUGCCUCAGAGGUUGAACCUGGUGCUGUGUGGCAGUGAUGGAGCACUGAAGGCCUCCAUAUCAGAUCUCAUUCUGGGCCCAAGCCAGCGCAGUUCAGCACCCAGCUCAGAGUGCGUGAGGAGAGAUGGAGCGGUGUCUAGACGCUCGAUCACCCUGGUGGAGAUGCCAGCUCUCUACAACACACCUCACUCGGAGGAGGAAGUGAUGCGAGAGGCUCUCCGCUGUGUCUCUCUGUGUGAUCCAGGAGUCCAUGCGUUCCUCCUCAUCAUUCCAGUUGGCCCCAUCACUGAUGAAGACAAAGGAGAAAUGGAGAAGAUCCAGAAAAUUUUCAGCUUUGUAGUCAAUGAUCAUUUAAUAGUUCUCUUUACAGUGCAGCAGGCUGAUAGUACAGCUGAAAAAGAUUUUAUAGAACAAAGCACUGAUAUAAAGAACUUUCUUUCCAUUUGUAAACAUAAACAUAUAUUAGUAGAAACAAAGACAGGGAAAAAAAACAAGCAAAUGAGUGAAAAACUGUUAGAUGAAAUUAAAGAAAUGACAGAAACACAGCCAUAUUGUCUUUACAUGUAUGUAAAAGCUCAAGAGGACAGAGUCAGAUGUGAACUACAGGAACAGUAUAAAGAAGAGCUGAGCAAAAAGGAGAAAGAAAUCCAGGAGUUAGAGAAAGAAGUCCAAGAGUUAAAGUGGAAGCUCCAGCCAGAAGGUGAAGAUAAAGAUGAACCACAGGCUUCAAGCUGCUUAAGGAUAGUACUGAUUGGAAAAACAGGAAGUGGAAAGAGUGCGACAGGAAACACCAUCCUGGGAAGAGAUGUAUUUAAAAGUGAAUUCAGUUUUGUUUCUGUGACAAAGGUUUGCCAGAAAGGAGUUAGUGAGGUUGAGGGAAAGUCAGUUACUGUUGUUGACACUCCAGACCUCUUUGACACUGAACUAUCAAAUGAAGACAUACAGCAAGAAAUUGUGAAGUGCUUCUCACUGUUAGCACCCGGACCCCACGCUUUCCUCAUUGUGCUGAGUUUGGGAAGAUUCACCAAAGAAGAAUUAGAGACUUUAGAUCUGAUAAAAAAGACAUUUGGUCCAAAGGCUGCUAUGUUCACUAUAGUGCUGUUCACUGGAGGAGAUAAGCUGGGAAAUAAGUCAAUAGAACAAUUCAUUGAGGAAAGUAACAUGGAACAAAUCAACAAGCUGCUCAGAGACUGUGGAAACAGAUAUAUAGUAUUUAAUAACAACGAAAAAGAAGACCGCACCCAAGUUUCUGAACUUUUAAAACGGAUAGAAAUGGUGAUAAACUCAAACACGUCAAGUCAGCACUUCACAAACAGCAUGUUCGAAGAGGCGGAAAUGUCCAUCAAAAAGAGAAUUGAAGAAAUUCUGAAAGAGAAAGAGCGAGAGAUUGAAGCUGAAAAGGAGAAACUGAAAAACAAAUACAGCAAAGAAAUGGAAGAGAUGAAGAAAAGACAAGUGGAAGAAAAACAAAAGGCUGAUGAAGAAAAGCUCCAAAUGGAGAGGAAGUUCAGAGAAAAGAUGGAAACCCUCAAACAAGAGUUUGAAGAAAAAAAUGAACAAGAGAAAAAGAAACGGGAGAUGGAGGACAAGACGAGGUUAGAAGAAGAAAAGAUACAAACAAGGAAAUGGCAAAACAGAAUUAAUGAGUUAGAAAAAGAGAACCAAAAGCAGAGAGCGGAAUUUGAAAAACAGUAAAGAGACAGAAAGGAGGAGGAUAAAAAGAGAGAAGAGAGAUACAAACAAGAAAAAGAAAUUCUCAUGAAUCAACAGAAGCGUGCCAUGGAGGAGCUGAGAAUGAGACAGGAGGAAGAGCGUAAAAGGAAAGAUCUGGAAGAGGACAAAAGGAGGCAAGAAGAAGAGAAUGAGAGGCACAACUGGGAGAGGAAAAUAAAAGAGGCUGAACACGAGAAAAAAGAGAUACAAGAGGACCUAAAGCGUAAACAGAGGGAAUGGGAAGAAGAAAAGAAAAGAGAGAUGAAAAGACGGGAGGAAGAGGACCGACUAAGAAAACAGAGACACGCAGAAGAGCUAAGAGCAAAAGAAGAAGAACAAGACAGAUUGAGAGAGGAAUUUGAAAGGGAGAUGGAAGAAGAAAGACGUCAGAGAGAGGAGGAGAAACAACAUUGGAGGGACGAGAGUGAGCGAAAAGAGAGAGAGAAUGAGGAAAAGAAACGUGCAAUGGAAGCACAAAUGAAAGAGCAGUAUGAGCAGCUGGAGAAAAUGAGAAAGGAAGAGUGGGAGAGAAGAAGACGUGAGGAUGAUGAAAGAAGAGAAGAAGAGACGCAAAGACUGCAGAAACUUAGAGAGGAGAUAGAGAGAGAACAGCGAGAGGAGAUUAGGAGGAGAGAGAGAGAAGACACAGCAAGAAGAGAGAGAGAGAGGAGAAGGAACGUGAGGAAAUGAAAAAGAACUAUGAUCAGAAAAUAGAAGAGAUGAAAAAUAAAUAUGAAGAUGAAGCCAGAAAGCAGGCUGAGCAGUUCAAUGAGUUCAAUGAUGAAAAAGAAAAACACUUCAAGAAGCUGAUUAAAGAGUAUCAGAAACAGUAUGGACUUCUGGAGAAUCUGUUUAAAAGCACCAAGGCUGAAAAUACUGAGGAAAUGAAGAAACUACAAGAGGAACUGGACGAACUAAAAAAUCAGUCGCAUUGUGCCAUUCAGUGAGACGUGCUGUGAAACAUGAUGAACAAUAACACUUCUUAAAAGAAGUCAGUUUUUUAUUAUUUCAUUUGUACUUUUUAACUGUCCAAGGAAGACGAUUUAAUGUUACUAAUGCUAAACAUUUAAUGCUUCUGAGCUCACUGUUAUUUUUUAGUAUAGUUCAAAUUGAUUUUUAAGUUGCUCGGUACCCUGUACUGUUGCACACCUUAAAAACUGCUUGUAGGA
Colossoma macropomum (tambaqui) is the source of this 3098-nucleotide messenger RNA. RefSeq lists its product as uncharacterized. NCBI's taxonomy places the organism in Eukaryota, Metazoa, Chordata, Actinopteri, Characiformes, Serrasalmidae. The transcript has 4 exons. The record is from RefSeq and is a predicted model, not a curated record. Gene Ontology annotation, molecular function: GTP binding.